UGACGGACCAAAACACAACAACAAACUUUUUCCACAAUUAAAAAAAUAAAAAAAAAAUUAAAAAAAUGACGCCCAUCACGGAGCAGUGACUUUUUUCUUCGUCCAGUUGGCAGCGGACAAGUCAGUUGGAGAUGGAGAACAAGGCCAUGUAUUUGAGUACAUAUGAGGAAAGAGAGAAUGGCUCUGUGUACGAAGAGGCCUAUGAUGGACCCAACCUGUCCAAACUCAACCUGUGUGAUGAAGGUUCUGGUAAGAGGCGCAGGAAGCAGGAUCAGUGCUGCAGUCACUUGAACUCCCUCUCAGCCAUCAAGUAUGCCAUUGUCUCCCUCUACAUCCUGGUUCUUCUCACCAUCUUCGGGCUCUGUCUGGCCGUCUCUCGAUCUCAGGUUUCUUCAGAGCGGCAGGAGGUGCUUAUGGAGAACGUAACCCGGAUGUCAGAGCGCUCUCAGCUGUUGCAACAGAACCUGGGUGACAUGUCCAAUCAAGCCGACCUGCUGGAGAACAUCUGGAAAUUAGAAAACCUUUUCCAGAACCACAGUGACUGGCUGCAGAAACUGGAAAUCCUCAUCAAGGACCUAGAUAUGGAGCUGAGAAGCCUCCAGGCUCACUCCCUUCAGUCAGAGGGCUAUCUGGUGCAGCUAGAUGACAGACUAUCUUCUCUGAGCAGCUCUGCUGGCCGGAACGUGACCAGCUUAAGCGAGGAGGUGGCCCGAGCCGCCACGUGGCUCCGCGACCAGGAGCACUUGCUCAGGGAAACUUCAGGACAGGUGAGCGGGCUCAGAGAAAAGUUGGAUGAGGUUAACUGGACAGUUGGAGCUGUCAAUCACACCUUCAGCAAUGAUGUCAGUGUCCAUCAUUUGAAGAUCAAAGAUUUGCAGAUCCAGAUCAUGAACAUAACGGAGGAUACCACAAGUUUGUGGGUGACCCACGUCCACACCGAAGCCCAGCUCAGGGAGGAGAUGGAGAUCCUCAACAAAAUUACAGAGGACCUCCGUCUGAAGGACUGGGAAUAUUCCAUGGUCCUGAAGAACCUCACCAUUGUUGAAGGACCUCCAGGGCCAAAAGGAGAGAAGGGGGACACUGGACAACUGGGGCCGGUUGGGGCUCUGGAUUCACUGGCUGAGAGGCUGCUGGCUGUGUGUUUUACAGGAUUUCCUGGUGAAAGGGGCAACCAGGGUCCUCAAGGUGUGAAAGGGUCAGUUGGGGCUGACGGUACGAAGGGAGAGAAAGGAGACCGUGGAACUGCUGGGCCGAAAGGUGACAGAGGAGAUCGGGGAAUGAAAGGGGAAAAGGGUGAACGAGGGGACAGAGGAGAGAAAACAGUGGAGGACACCCUUGUCCGGCUGGUGAACGGCUCAGGUCCUCAUGAGGGGCGAGUCGAAGUUUUCCAUGAACGCCGCUGGGGGACGGUGUGCGAUGACGUCUGGGAUAAAAAAGACGGCGAUGUGGUCUGCAGAAUGUUGGGAUUCCGCAGAGCUCUUGAAGUCCACAAGACUGGACGCUUUGGACAGGGUACUGGUCUGAUCUGGAUGGAUGAUGUGGCAUGUGUCGGCAAUGAAGACGCCAUCCACCAGUGCAAGUUUUCCGGCUGGGGCAAAACCAACUGUGGCCACGUGGAGGAUGCUGGCGUGACUUGUGAUUCAGAACUCUCUUGAACUUUACUUACUUGCAGCAGACCAUCUCUUCCUGCUGUGCCUUCAACAUUUUAGGAGGUAAAAAGGUGCAGAAUUUCCUCAGCUGGAACAAUAAUCUGCUAUAUUUUCCAGUUUUGUUCCUCGCAGUACAUUGCUUUUUGUUUUUUGACCUGACAAAGCUCCAUGUCGUGCAUGGAGUAAAUCUUUAGCAAUUUUCAGAGUUACACUUUGAAAUGUGACUGUUUUAGUUGGAAGACAGUGAAACUAUAUGCACGCCAUAAAGUGCAUCGUUUCACCAGCAGCAUUUUGUUUCCAUUAACUGCCCACUGUGAGGUGGCACAUGUGGGGCAGCUGCAAGCCUGCUUCAUCAGACUGAACUGUGGAACCCACCUGUCCUCGAUGGAGGGUCAAAGUUCAAAAGAAAGAACCUUCUCUGUCAUCAGGAUUUCUCUUUUGGUGCCCAAAGUCAGAGAAUCUGAAUGACGGAUUCUUUGUCCCAACCUUACAUAUGACACGCUUUCAUAAAGAAACUAAUUUAAAAGGUCCGAAUCAGGCACCUGUUGUCCACACUAUGAUCUUACAGUGGUACUAAACACUACAAAGUAUUAUAUUAUCUUAGAACAUUUCUCUCUCUCUCCCAUUUUUAAUAGAAAAUAACUGUGACUAACAAUUAUUUUGUGAAGGUAUGGAUGCAUGGACGCCAGUCUGAACAAUUCAUAAUGGUGUGUCUGUCAGUACUGACAUCAUGUCUACAGAGACAGAAGUUGGGUUGCUUCAGCAUUAACACGCAUGCAUACGUUUGCAUUCAUGUAAACCAAACCAGCCACAACAAACAAGCUUUUCUGCCACAUUCUCUACCUCUACAUGUCAGCCUCCACAGAUUGUCCUCACUCUGUCUGGAUCAAUAGGACAAAAAAGCCAUGAGCUGGAGUAGAUUUUAUA
This is a messenger RNA of Thalassophryne amazonica, 2576 nucleotides long. It is a transcript of the gene scara5, whose product is annotated as scavenger receptor class A, member 5 (putative). The coding region runs from base 132 to 1655 and encodes 507 amino acids. The record is from RefSeq and is a predicted model, not a curated record. Gene Ontology annotation, cellular component: plasma membrane. Gene Ontology annotation, biological process: iron ion transmembrane transport. Gene Ontology annotation, molecular function: ferritin receptor activity. The transcript is spliced from 12 exons. Lineage: Eukaryota; Metazoa; Chordata; Actinopteri; Batrachoidiformes; Batrachoididae.